AUGCGCCAGAAGAUUCGAUCCCCCGCCACCACCAAAUCUGCCGACACCUUUCUUCUGGACCUGCCAUUUAUGUCAUUCACGAUAUAUCCUCGGCGUGACCCGGCGCUGCCUGAUCGACCAAGUCUGAGGAAAAGGAAGAAGCGCAGGAGCUGUACCAGCGAAUUCGACUAUGAGGGGUGGAAAGAAUGGGGCGAAUGGCGUCGCAACGUCCUGCAGACAAUGGAGAACCCGAGACUCUUGAAGGGCUGCGACUAUUGCGACUAUCCCAGUCAGUGCCGGUCUCUCGCCGACAUCCAGACCUUGACUGAGCUGGCGAUGUCGACAUCAAACACCACGCCGCGAGCAACAGGGGCCAUCGAGGGCGAAACCCCCAACUCCUCUUCGACAGAGACGGGUGGCCCAGAACAGAGCGUGGAUCCUCUCAUAUCUUCCGCUGGCACUCCAGCAAAAGAGAGGUCGGGGAAGCCGUCCAACGCCCACCCAAAACAGCCGGAAAAGAACAAGACUGCAAAAUGUUCGAAACAAGCCGUUGUUGCAAGGAAAGACCGUCACGUGGUGUUGAUUCCGUCCCUCCAAGAGGAGAUGGCCAAGGAAGCCAUGAAAUUACGGGAACUUAUUGAUAUGGACGUCUGGGGCGACUUAGAGGGAAAAGAUGUAGAUGGCGAUAUUAGAAUGAUAGCUUAG
Capronia epimyces CBS 606.96 is the source of this 684-nucleotide messenger RNA. RefSeq lists its product as uncharacterized. Bases 1 to 684 code for a protein of 227 amino acids. NCBI's taxonomy places the organism in Eukaryota, Fungi, Ascomycota, Eurotiomycetes, Chaetothyriales, Herpotrichiellaceae. The transcript has 2 exons. The record is from RefSeq and is a predicted model, not a curated record.